This is a messenger RNA of Morchella importuna, 987 nucleotides long. RefSeq lists its product as uncharacterized. The record is from RefSeq and is a predicted model, not a curated record. The transcript has a single exon. Bases 1 to 987 code for a protein of 328 amino acids. NCBI's taxonomy places the organism in Eukaryota, Fungi, Ascomycota, Pezizomycetes, Pezizales, Morchellaceae.
AUGCCGACAAAUCGCCAGCGUGCUAUUAUAGCAUCGGCCGAAACAAAGGCCUUACUUCCCGAGGUUCCUCAACGGAGUGGCACAAUUCCUACUUCUUAUUUCUACCCUUACACUGAACCUCUUCCACCGCUACCGCCAAAUCUUCGCCAACGGACACUUCGGACCGCCGUGAUAGAGGACCUGGAGCCUCUCGAUGUCGCUAUACACUGGCAAAAUUACUCAUUCUCCAAGGAUGACCCUACCAGUGCAUUUCCAUUUGGCGGCGGCGAUUAUGUAUCCUCGUCGUCCGCCCCCUGCGGGCAUCGUGCACCUCCCGUGCACUUCAGAACGAUAAUAGAUGGCGGGCAGACAAAUCGAGUACUCGUACUCAACACUGCCAACGAGAAGAAGGCCGGAGGCGAGUGGGAUGGUGGGAUCCUGACCCUCGAGGAAGGGUUCGCACGCCGGUCGAACCUCGUUCAGGCACUUAAUUGCACGGACCCACGCACGCCGGCCGUGCAGACAUACUAUCCGCUACCUCAAACUGGGGCCGUGUACUCGCCGAGUGUCGUGGUGUUUCGUGAAGGGUUCAAGGGUGGCUACACUAUCUGGGGGGAUGAUGAAUGGAAAGUGGUCUCAGUUGUAUCGGCGCCACCUGUGAGGCGACCAAAAACCGAUGAAACUGGGAUGAAAUAUUCCUUCGACGAGGAGAAAAACCUCCAGCGCGAUAAAAUGAAAUCAAUCCUGAGGGUUGCGGCACUCAAUGGGCAUACAAACCUUGUUCUGGGUGGAUUUGGAAGCUGUGGUCCGGAGGGAAGUGGUAGUGGGGUGUAUAGAAAUCCCGUUAGGGAUGUGUGUCUAUUAUGGAAGGAGCUCUUAGAGAGCGAGGAGUUCGUUGGGUGGUUUGCAAAUAUCGUCUUUGCGCUGGCCGGGGAUAGUGGGGGCAGUUGGGCCACAGAGGAUAAGGAUUGCGCCAAAGAGUUUAAUGCUUUCUUCGGUCCUGGUUAA